Messenger RNA from Dicrocoelium dendriticum, 276 nucleotides. NCBI's taxonomy places the organism in Eukaryota, Metazoa, Platyhelminthes, Trematoda, Plagiorchiida, Dicrocoeliidae. The record is from the annotation of a GenBank genome assembly.
AUGCUUCGGUCAUAUCUGAAAAACGAAUGUGAAGAUAAAAAGGGACAUCCCUUACCCGAUUUAGAGUCAUGGCACUUGAUUAACACUGAGGACUCGGUCCCUCAACAGGAAAACGGAUCAGAUUGUGGAGUUUUCUUGUGCACAUAUGGCGAAUUCCUUUCCCGUAACGCCCGGUUCACCUUCUCUCAGAAAGAUAUGCCGGGAAUACGUAAACGAAUGAUGUAUGAAAUACUCACUCAACAGCUGCUCACUACAAGUUUCAAAAUGCAUCCCUGA